Messenger RNA from Porites evermanni, 5237 nucleotides. Lineage: Eukaryota; Metazoa; Cnidaria; Anthozoa; Scleractinia; Poritidae. The record is from the annotation of a GenBank genome assembly.
AUGCAGUGCAUGGGAACCAGUUAUGAGGGAUGUCUCGUUAAUGGGAGGUAGGAGUUACUGUAUCGUAGACUGGAAACUUGUUUAAACGUUCAUAAUGAUCAGGUUUUAUGUCAACCGUUUUUAGCAACGUUAAUCCUUUAAAGGCUGGAUCUCAAAUAAACGCCGACCUUAAUAGUACAGUUUUAAAUUUGCUCCACACGUAUUUAUUCGUGAUUUGAUGUCAUUAAGAGAAGCAAAAUUGUGUAAUAUGUCAAAAAAGGAUACAGAGAAUAAUUUAUUAUAAAUCAAACAUUGAUAAUGCUGAUAAAUUUAGGAUGUAAAUCCAUUCACAGUGCGUUAUAAACGUCUCUCGAGAAUCAAAUUUCAUAUUUUUAUUUUGCGGAGCAAACACUUGCCAAAAUACUUGUUUGAUUUCAAUGGAGGCGUUCUCUAUUGAUUUCAAAAUCAGCGUGUGGUAUUUUAAGCAAAAUUAACAUAAUCUACCUUUUCUUUAGCAGUCGUGUUUUUGCCAAGACACUUCGACGCCUCAAACGUUUAAUUUUGUAAAUAAGAAUACUAGGCGGGUAUGGCAGUUCAUGAACUGUUAUUGGAGAGAUGUAAACUAGGAACAGUGCAUUAAGGUCAUUUAUUACAGGAAUAGAUAUUUUCAAUUAGCGCUUUUGCCAAACGAUAGCCUUGAGGCAACCAAUGCCUUACUGCAGUUUGAUUUAACCUUCUUAUUUUCUUUUUGAUUUAUUUUUUAAUAAGAAUGGACGAUGCCGAAGCAAUCUACACAUUUCCAAAAUACUUUAGGAGUGAAUACCAAGGGACUAUACAGGACGGCAUGUAGGUAUAUUUUUGUUGGUUUGGUUACUUAUUAAUUUGAAUUGUAAACGUGUUGUGGACCUUAGUGCUUUUAGCAAGAAAGGCUUCUUUGAUCGUAAUGUAACCCCAAGAAUUACUAGCAAAUUCAUUGCACCACGUUGAUGCGAGCAACCUCGUUCCCAGGGUUCUCUCCUACCCGCCCUACGCUCCGUAGGGCGGGUAGGAGAGAACCCUGGGAACGAGGAUGUGAUACGAGAGAAUGGAAGUCCCCACUCUCUUCAUUGCAUCCCUAAAAGUAUGUGAUAUCAUUUUAAAUUCCAAGUCGAAAGCCUAUUACUUGCUCUUACUGGAGAUAUGUGAAGUCAUUUAAAAGGCAGCCAUCUGAAAAUUCCGAUUUAUCAAAAAUAAUAAGAUCUUAAUGUCAUUUGCGACGCUUAACUUAAACCUGUGAGAUAUUGUUUUGAAUUGAAAUACUAUCGUUAAUGUUUUGUGCACAAAAGAUGCGCGAAAAAACAGUUUUCACCAGGGCAGUAGUGAAAUGUAGUAGUGUAGUUUGGGUUAAGAAAAUUAAAAACAAAAAGAUCUAACAGUCAUAAGAUCGACCUUCCGCCCUAAUCAUGUAAAAGAAGAGGCGUGAUUUUGGAAUCCAGGAAAUUUUUGCUUGUAGAAUCCGGAAUCCAACAAAUUUUGGCCAUAGAAUUUGGAAUCUGAGGCCUUGAAAUAUGGAAUAAAGCUCACAUGGAAUCCGGAACUACCCACCCACUAACGAUUGGCUGGAAUCCUAGAAUCCAAGUUCCAUCGACAAAGAAACCGGCCGGAAUCCAGUACCUGGAAUCCAUAAUCCACGACGUGGAAUCCAGAAUCCAAAUCUUCCUUGGAUUCUCUUACGUGGGGCAAGACCCUCAGUAAUCUAAAUAUCAUAACAUGUGCAUAGACUCGGAUAUCCGUGACUAUGAUGUUACGCAGUUUAGUACCAUAUUUCAUUUGUCUAGGGGCAAGUGAGCAUGCUUUUGGCCUUUUUUGUCUCGAUAGUUAAGUAGACUGACUUGAAAUAUAUGACAGCAAAUCAGUUUUCUUAUAGGUUUCAUGGUGAAGGGAAACUAAAGUUUCCCGAAGGAGUCAACUUCAUGGGAAAAUUUGAAAAGGGAAAGACCAUUGAGGUAAGCUAACGUUUACGCCCCGGGCAAAGUACAGUAUGAACCGGCAUCUCCCUCCAACAAUAUUUAGCUAAAUUAACUAAAUGCCCCAUUUACACCAAAGCUUAAACAGUUUAAAAGCUGGUUUAAACUUGUUAUCUUUAUAAGGCUUCUUACUGUACUUUUGUUAAUGGUUAAUUUAGUGCAAUUCAGUGUCACAUGCGUGUUGAAGUUCAUUCGAAUCCUAUUUUAAAGCCCGUGUAAGAGUUUAAGUUUUCCAUCACUUAUUCAUUUUUUUUAACCUAGUUUAAUAAAACAUGCUUAGUUUGUGUAAAGCCAGGCAUGUAAGCUUUCGUCAUAAAUUGCCCGCUAGUAUAGAUUAUUUAUGGAGGAAAUCGCCAAAACAUAUCAAACCUCAGUUUUUUAAUUUUUCAACUCGUAUCCACGCUAGGCUUUUUUUAAAAUAAAUAUCUUAGUAUGUUAGAGGAAACACCCUGUUAAUCACUACCAAAAGGACUGUUCUCGAGUGUGGUGCUGACACCUAGUUGGAUCUAAGUUUAAUUUUGUUUGUUUUUAUUGGUUUCUUUAAGGGUUACUUUGAAUUUGCGGACGGACUGAGAUAUAACCUUGAUAUGUGGGAUUACUGCAAUGGUGACACGGAUAGAGCUUUUAAAUCCGAAGUUGAAAAUGGACUGAAACCAGCAGGUAGCUAAUAUAAGAGACUCGGUGCCCUUCACUAAGGGUCGUAUCAUCGGUUUACGGUCGUUUCGCCAAAGUCCUGGGCUGAGUUGCUCCAUUAGUUAACCAUUAAUUAAGCAGUAUCAAAACCAAUACGUUGUCAAGGUAUUAAACGCUGGUUAACGCUAACCAUGCUUCGAGCAACUGGGCCCUGUUCGGUAACUUCUGAAGUUUUUUCCCGUACGUGUUGAGUCGCCGAAAACGCUUCAAAACGGCCUGAGACGCGGGCAAACAACAAAGAAUACAACAAGGCAAUAAGGUACGUCGAUUUUAUUUAAAAACAUAACAUUUUUUAUCUCUUUAAGAAAAACCGAUCGAUCCCAUACAAGCCUUUGUAAAUAACCGUUUGUAACACAACACCGCUCGCAAGCAAGAGUCACGUCCGCGUUCAUGUAAUGAGUUUGGGCCGCCUGUGGCCUGAUUAGCGCAUGAAACAAUGAGGUAUAGAAAUGCGUGUCGCACUUUUUUGUAUCAUCCCUGAGAGAACGAAGCAUAUACAUGCGCAGAACUCGUCAUUCGCUUCUUAGCGGAACGACAUAAGACGUUAGCGAAACAUCCUCAGAGACCCAGGGUCAGAUAGUGGGGGCGAAGGAAAGUCUAAACGGGCGGGAAAAUAUGGCACAAAGAAAAGUAAAAAACGGCGAGAAGAGCCCCUGGGGACAAAUCGUUGUUACUUGCAACACUUGCACGUUUUUGUGAGUGUAAACUUUGAAAUUAAUUUAAAAAAAACCCGUUUGUAUAAUGAGCAUUAUCCGAGAAUUUUAGUGACUUUUUGGCCCUUUUUGGGGGAGACCGAGCAUUUUAGUAGGAAAAAUGGAGCAUUAAGGUGGAGCAUUUUAGUGGGGAAGCAAAAGCAUAAUGUACAAAAGCCUAACCAGUUCCAAACGGUCGUCGCUGUUCUGGCUUCUGAUUGGUGGCAGAAAACUUGUGUUUUUCUAGCACCAGUCAGAAGCCAGAACGGCGGCGACCGUCUGGAACUGGUCUGGUAAGACAUUGUCCCCAGGGGCUCUUCUCGCCGUUCUUUACUUUUCUUCGUGCCAUAUUUUUCCGCCCGUUUAGACUUUCCCUCGCCCCCACUAUCUGCCCCUGGGUCUCCGAGCAUGUUAGCGAAACGGCUUGUAGACGAAACGACCGCUCACCGUAUCAUCACGUGUUUGUUAUCCUCGCUAUCAGCUGCGAAGAUAAUAGAAGACAUUUCUCAGGCGAUGCUCACACCCUAUCGGACAGCUUACCCUGGCGAAACCAAAAGCUAUCUCGGUACUCACAGUAUGAACACAAUGUACCCAGUAUCCCGGCGGCGCGUGAUUCUCCACUUUAGAGAUCAGCGCGGUAUAUAUAUAACUUGGCUCCGUUACAGAAACUACGCCGAAAUUACCGUUCUUACUGGGUGAACAGAAGUCCUCCUAUCCGGGAUGGUUGUCGUGUCGGCCCAAAUUAAAGCUAUCUGGAUGGUGUGAAUAUAGCCUCAAUGGCUAUCCAGACUUUGUUGUUAGUAUCGACUUUUUGGAUACCGAUUAAAACAUUACACUGUAUUUAGGAUAUUUGAUAAAAUUAAAUAAUUAGUUUCUUCAAAAACUGCGAAAACGUUAGAGAGCUUUUCAAUGACGUUUGACGGCAAACGUGAAUUUUACCACGUGACCAAAAUUUCCCUUUACUUGCCUUUUACUUCUAAUUGUUCUAAUAACUUUUACAAAAAAAGUAGUUUCACGGCAGUUUUGUUUUUAAUAAGAAUUAGUUUGCAUAGUUUUCACCUUCUCAUUUUCUAUCUUGGGAAAUCUUCAACUUGAAUCUGCCCUUUUUCCGUUUGCCGUAAGCGUGACUCUAAAUAGACAGUUUAAGCUUCACGUAUACGGUAAACGGCAAACGUCAGAUUCAAGUUGAUAAUUUCUGAAAAUAGAAAGUGAGCAGAUAAAAACAGCUCAGAAAAUUCUUAUGGAAAAAAAAUUGCAUGAAACUACUAAUUUGUGUGUAGAAAUAAUGAACAGUACGCGACAAGCAAAGGGAAAACUUGGUCACGUGGUACAAAUUUCGCGUUAGCCGUUUGAUGUAAACGUGAUGCUUAACCUCUCUACUCUAAAUCUUUCUUCUAACAAGGUUUUAUUUGUUUGAAUGCUAGGACGAUCACAACUGUCUAAUGAGCAUCCACCUCUGUCCAUUCCAGAAGGCAUGUACGACUGUGGAGAUGGGUUCUAUGAUCCCAUCAAAAGAACUGUCAUCAAUUACGACUCUGUCUUUCUUCGAAAUACAGGUGCGGGUUAAAGUAACAUGUAGUUUGCCACUACGCAUGCGCGAGCACACAUCGACCUGUAGUAUGACAAGGUAUUGUUAGACACCUCCCCCCUCCCACCCCCCCUUACAAAACGACUGGGUGUACCUGAGAGUGGCAUGCACCUCCAGUAAACAGCUGUCCCAUGGUGGGUGUUGUGUAAAAAGAUUUCGGAUGAAUAAAAAUUGGACAAUCAUUUUGGUUUUUUCACAGAUGAAAAGGAGCACUACUGGAUAGUAAACCACUGUAGAAAGGAAUGGGAUGAGCCAGUUGGCACAAGAAGAAUUCAUUAG